Messenger RNA from Microdochium trichocladiopsis, 1033 nucleotides. RefSeq lists its product as uncharacterized. The coding region runs from base 62 to 601 and encodes 179 amino acids. The transcript has a single exon. The record is from RefSeq and is a predicted model, not a curated record. NCBI's taxonomy places the organism in Eukaryota, Fungi, Ascomycota, Sordariomycetes, Xylariales, Microdochiaceae.
GGCGGCGCCAAGGACGGCGACCCAGGCCCAGCACCAGCAGGCCCAGCAGCAGGCGCAAUCGAUGUUUCUGCUCCCGCACCAGCAACCGCCGCACAAUCUUUUCGCCUUUGACAACCACGCCCACCAGCCGAUGAUGUACAAUCCGCAGCAAUUCCCCAUGGGGCCCGGCCAGCCUGGUGCCGGCGCCGCAUAUUCGGCCGGCCCCAACGUCAUGCCUGGCGGUGCCGGGCCUGGCGCCAUGAUGCAGAACCCAGGCGCGCACAUGGCCGGCCCCAACGGCCAAAGUAUGUCGCUCUCUUCUCCUUGGUACUCCCGACGCGCUCCUCUGCCGGCUCGUCCCUGCGCUGGCCGUCGCGACCAGAGCGUCGGGUCGCUGUGCCGCGUGCUUGCCAUGGACGACGUGGCGCCAGUGCCGGCUGUUCCACUCGAGGGCCAAGCACGGGCAGUUCAUGGCGACACGAACUUUGGGUCACGUCAUACGCGCCGAGAGGACAGAGCAUUGCUAAUGUCACAUGUGUUGCGCCAGUGCCCAACUACCAAGCCGCCUUCAACCAGAACCCGUACGGACCAGGCAACCCCAACAUGGCAGGAGGCCAGAUGAACAUGGCCGCCGGCUAUCCCAUGGGCGCCGGCAUGCCCAUGGGUGGCGGCGGUGGUGGUUUCCCCAUGCACCCGGGCAUGACACCACAGCAACAGCAGCAGAUGAUGGCGAGGAUGCAGCAGCAACAGCAACAGCAACAGCAGAACGUUGGCAACGGCAUGUCGACGCCGACACCGCAGAGAUACCAGCCGCAGCCUGGCCACGGCACGCCAACACCAAACAGUGGGACGCCAUCACAACAGCCUCAGUUCUCACCGCCGCCGAAUGGCCAAGGAAUGCCCCAGGGGCAGAUGCAGAACAACAUGCAAAUGCAUGGACAGCCACAACAACAGCAUCAACCACAGCAGCAGCAGCAGCAGCAGCAGCAGCAGCAGCAGCAGUUCGCGCAACAAAUGCAACAGCAGCAACUUCAACAGCAGCAGCCGCAACCGC